Neodiprion fabricii is the source of this 456-nucleotide messenger RNA. RefSeq names its product putative nuclease HARBI1. The record is from RefSeq and is a predicted model, not a curated record. Bases 1 to 441 code for a protein of 146 amino acids. The transcript has 3 exons. NCBI's taxonomy places the organism in Eukaryota, Metazoa, Arthropoda, Insecta, Hymenoptera, Diprionidae.
AUGAGUACAAUAACUAACCUAUCUUACUACUUAGGUGAUUCAGGCUAUCCUUUGGAACCAUGGCUCUUGACACCAAUAUCGAAUGCUCCAAAUGGAUCACCUGAGUAUAUAUAUACCGCUGCACAUUGUAGUGCCCGCUCAGUUAUAGAGCGAUGUUUUGGUGCACUCAAAUCGGUAUGGAGAUGCUUGUCACAUCAACGUUUAUUAAUGUACGAGCCUGAUAUGGCGGGAAGAAUAAUCAAUGCUUGUGCCAUGUUGCAUAAUAUGCGUUUGCAUUAUCGAAUACCAUUUAAAGAGAUCGCCGAGGAAGAUGUCGCACAGGCUAAUGCUAUGCCAGCACCCGGACCUUAUAUUGCUGAACCUCUUGAAGGAAGAGCACGCCUUGCUGAGGGACGCCGUGUACAACAGCAACUUAUCCGAGACAACUUUAUGCACUUGUAGUUGGCGGUGUAUAUG